AUGUGGAAGAUGUUUACUGUGAAUAACAACACUAUUUACUGGGAUAAGAUAGAUAAACUAGUUGAUGAUUACAAUAAAGCUAGACAUUCUAGUAUAAAAAUGACUCCUGUUGAAGCAAGUAAAAAGAAAAAUGAAAGUAAAGUUUGGUCUAAUUUGUAUGGCGAAUCUAUUUACUUGAAACCUGGUAAAUCAAAGUUUGCAAUUGGUGAUCGUGUUAGAAUUUCUAAGUAUAAGAGAAAGGUAUUUGAUAAAGGCUACACACCAAACUGGACAGAAGAAAUAUUCGUAAUUGAUAAAGUUUUACCUACAAAACCUGUUACGUAUAGAAUUGUUGAUCUGAUGGGAGAAGAAAUUAAGGGUUCUUUCUACAACCAAGAAUUACAAAAAACAAAACAACAAACAUUUAGAAUAGAAAAGAUUAUCAGACGAGAUAAUAAGAAAAAAAUGGCAUUAGUAAAAUGGAGUGGAUAUCCUGAUAAAUUUAACUCAUGGGUUAGUUCUAAGGAUUUGGUUGAUUUUUAA
Molecule: messenger RNA, 522 nt
Organism: Porites evermanni
Lineage: Eukaryota; Metazoa; Cnidaria; Anthozoa; Scleractinia; Poritidae
Source: the annotation of a GenBank genome assembly